Messenger RNA from Xenia sp. Carnegie-2017, 822 nucleotides. RefSeq names its product protein cornichon homolog 4-like. Gene Ontology annotation, cellular component: COPII-coated ER to Golgi transport vesicle; endoplasmic reticulum membrane. NCBI's taxonomy places the organism in Eukaryota, Metazoa, Cnidaria, Anthozoa, Malacalcyonacea, Xeniidae. The coding region runs from base 36 to 476 and encodes 146 amino acids. The transcript is spliced from 5 exons. The record is from RefSeq and is a predicted model, not a curated record. Gene Ontology annotation, biological process: endoplasmic reticulum to Golgi vesicle-mediated transport.
UUAACUUAAAAUUCCAAAAGUAUAUAGUAAGCCAGAUGUUGCUGUCUGAUACUUAUUUAUUUAUUUUUUCUAUGAUCGAUUCAGCAGGAUUAAUAUUUCUUGUCGUGUUUUUCAUAAUUAAUUUAUCAGAUUUAGAAUGCGAUUAUAUUAAUGCGACAGUUUGCUGCGACAGACUAAACAAGUUCAUCAUUCCUGAAAUUGUGGCUAUGCUUUGCCUUACUGCCAUAUUUUUCGUUCAUUUUCAUUGGAUAUAUUUCUUGCUGACAUUGCCAUUGUCAUUAUGGCUUGUUUACAGGUACCUAAAUAAACCUGCAGGGAAUAUGGGUAUUUAUGAUCCUGCUGAAAUUCACAACAGAAGUGAGCUGAAAGGUUUUCUUAAGGAAGCAAUGGUGAAAUUAGGAUUUCAUCUUAUAUCAUUCUUUAUCUAUUUGUACAGCGUUAUAUCUGUGCUCAUUUCAAAGAAAAAUAAAUCUUAAUGUGCUUUGGUUCCUGGCAUUAGAAAUCAAAAUGUUUGGAAAUAAAUAUGGAUUGAAAAUCAAGGGCAGCAGAAGCUUGAUAAUUAAGGGGGAGCCUUAAUUCAUAUUUCAUACUGUAUAAUCUGUAAUAACUAUUGAUUUCAAUGGAAACUAAUAAAGUAAAACAUCCAUAUAUGAAUGCUGCCCUCCCCACCUAAUUAUUAAUCUUUUGCCUCCCACUUUAAAAUGUUAUGUAUAUAUUCUAAAUGUGGUUGUGCACUACACAAAUCAUAAAUCUUGCACUGACAACGCUAUGUUUUGGAUUGUAAAAUAUUCUUCAAUAAAAAAACCUGAAACCUUGUUAAAA